AGAGCCCAGAGAGUCAGACUUCUGGUGGCCCUGCAGCUUCAGCUCGACAUGCUGCUGUUGCUGCUGCUGCUCUGGGGAAUGAAAGGGGUAGAGGGUGGGCCUGAGGUUUUGGAGGGUUACACCCUGAGUGUGGAAAGGGAGGUGGUGGUGCAAGAGGGCCUGUGUAUCCGCGUACCUUGUAGGUUCACCUACGCCAAGGAGAAAUGGACUGACUCAGACCCGAUUCAUGGAUACUGGUUCCGUAGUGGAGCCAAAAUAGGGAGUGGUUCCCUAGUGGCCACAAAUAACCCACAAAGGCCAGCACCGAAGCAGACCCAGGGCCGAUUCUUCCUGCUGGGAGACCCACAGAAGAAGAACUGCUCCCUGGACAUCAGAAAGAUCAGGAAGGAGGACGCAGGCUCAUACUUCUUUCGCCUGGAAAGAGGAGAAGCGAAGUAUAAUUAUGUUCGGAACACGAUGACUCUGCAUGUGACAGCCCUCACUAACACCCCCCACAUCCUUAUCCCGGAGACCCUGGAGGCUGGACAUCCCAGCAACCUGACCUGCUCUGCGCCUUGGGCCUGUGAGCCCCCCACCUUCUCCUGGACUGGUACCUCUGUGUCACUCUUGAGCACCAAUGCCUCAUUGCUGACCAUCAGCCCCCAGCCCUGGGACCAUGGCACCAACCUCACUUGUCAGGUGACCCUGCCUGGAACUGGUGUGACCACAAGGAUGACCAUCCGUCUCAAUGUGUCAUAUGCUCCAAAGAAUCUGACUGUGACCGUCUAUCAAGGAGCUGACCCAGAACCCAUAAUCCUGAAGAACGGCUCAUCUCUCCCCGUCUCUGGGGGCCAGUCUCUACGCCUCUUCUGUAGCACCGACAGCUAUCCCCCUGCCAACCUGAGCUGGACCUGGGGUAAUCUGAGUCUGUGCCCCUCGAAGCCGUCCAAACCUGGGCUCCUGGAGCUGCUUCCAGUGCAUCUUAAGCAUGGAGGAGUGUACACCUGCCAAGCUCAGCAUGCCCUGGGCUCCCAGCACAUUUCCCUGAGCCUGCAUCCACAGCGCAGUGCAGCGUUAUCAGAAAUGACUGUGGGGGCCUUUGUGGGUGCAGGAGCCACAGCCCUCCUCUUCCUGUUUUGCUGCAUCAUCCUCCUGGUGGUAAGAUCCUAUAAGAGACCAGCCAGGUCAGCUUCAACAGCCCCAGAUCCAGAUGCACUCAAGGGCUCGGUUUCUCAGAGUCCCCUGGUUGAACCCCAGGUAGAUGACAGCUUCGAACCCCUGCCUCCCACAGUUGAGGCGGCCCCCUCAUCCACAGAGGAAGAGGUACAUUAUGCAUCCCUCAACUUCCAUGAGAUGAAGCCCAGGAAUCCACAGGGGCAGCAGGACACCACCACGGAGUACUCAGAGAUAAAGUCCCACAAGUGACCCGCAUGGCUGUGACCAUGGUUGGAGGGAGCGCAGCUGCCGCAGGGGAGUGGCAUCAUUGGAGGUGUGCCUUGUUGGAGGACAUAUGUCACAGGGGGAAGCUCAAGCCAGGCCCAGGGUCACUCUCUCUUCCUGCUGCCUG
Molecule: messenger RNA, 1546 nt
Organism: Peromyscus leucopus (white-footed mouse)
Lineage: Eukaryota; Metazoa; Chordata; Mammalia; Rodentia; Cricetidae
Product: sialic acid-binding Ig-like lectin 12
Exons: 8
Coding region: 49-1404 (451 amino acids)
Biological process (GO): cell adhesion
Cellular component (GO): plasma membrane
Molecular function (GO): sialic acid binding
Source: RefSeq, a predicted model, not a curated record